AUUGCAUGAGGAAGGAUUUUUACACCAUAACAAUAACUUAUUAGUUAUUAGUUAGUCUAAGUUUUUUUUUAUUGAUGCAUAUUUUAAUGGAAAUAAAGUAAGGCUAAACUAAAUGGAUAUUGGCAUUAGGUUGUUUUUACAGCAGUGCUCACGCAUGCUGUUGAGGCCUGUGUUACCUGCACAAGCCUGCACUAGUAGUAGAGCUAACAGCUACCAGCUCUCAGCUGCAGCAGCUUCAUAGUAGGCAGGAGAGGAUCAGUCUUUUGUUUUGGAGGAAUGUGCCUCGUGCUGUGUUGUGUAACCAGCUGUCUUGUGGACAAGAGAAGGUGAGGAUGUUUGAUUCUUGUUCAUUUUAAGCCACAGUUGCUUUUCAUGCCAGUGGAAGCUGCGUGUCGGGAGUGGCCAUGCCCCCUCGUUGAGGUGCAUGCUUCACACACAUGAUAGUAAUGAGCACAGGUGGUGGGGAUGAGGACAGAACAUUUGAGCAGUUAGAGUGGUGUUUGUGUGCUGAAAACAGCUAAAAACAAAAUAACCAAAUCUUAUGUGAUUAAAAAAGUAAGCUAACCGUGUUUCCACAGAGGUUUUUGGCUGUUAUCGUUAUUAUGAAGGUGUAAAGUACAAUAGUGAGGAGAAACAAAGCUGUGGUAUAGUAACUGGUGCAGUGUGUGCCAUUUAAAAAUGCUGUUUAAUGUUCAUGUCGAUUAUUUAACUAUUCCAUAGCUAAAAGCAAGGAUGAAAUGUCAGCAGGUUUUAUUUCUAUUUCAUAUUUUUCCCUGAGACUGGGUUCUGUGUAUGAUAGAGACUCACAGCACUCACGUUGUCUAACAUAGUCUUUCUAAAUUAACAUUUUGCAUCUGGUAGAAAACAGGUUGAGCAGUUUAUUAUUUCAGGUUGUUAUUUGAAUUAAUACAAAAUGAUGAAAAACUAAUCACAUGUCAGAAGCACUGAUGUGAUAACAUCCUAAACCACUGUCCUUGUAAAUGUCAUAAAGGACCUUGGAUCAGAAAUCUGAACCCAGGAGUGUGCUAUCGCACAAUAGUCAAGUCAUGCUGAUGCUGCUGUAAAUAUAAUUGAACGUUAAUGUAAAGUUAUAUAUGUAGGUUAAGUUCUUGUUUGAAGAAGCAGGACAAGGUAAGUGAGUGAGGAGGAGAUAUAGAGACUGAGGAUGAUCAUUUAAGCAGAUGAAAGACUGUAUUGAUUUGUGUGUUUGUUCCUUCUGGGUGAUAAUGAUGGGACAUCAAUCCCACAGAGGUUCAAUGCAGCUGAUGUAGUUAUAAAAUCUCUGUACACUGAGAUUAUGUUACAUUAAAUGGUAGAGAGGUCAGUCUGUGGUCCAACACAGCUCUACACUAGAACAGACAUCAUCCUCCUGUUUAUAUUUAGUUCAUGUGCAGCCUAUUUCUAUUGUAGAAAUGGGUUUCUACCUUUUAAUGGGCAUAUGUAAAGAAAUUAAUUUCGGUAAAGCAUUAAGUCCUUUUGUAUUAAAUUUAAACUUGAAUGUUGAUUUAUCAGCUCAGAAUAUGGCUUCUGCUCAGAUGCCACAUGUACAUUACUAGACUUCUAGUACAUAAUAAUCAUAACAACAAUCUUCUUUUUAUUAUGUUACUCUGGCUUUUGACACUGGCCAGUGAAUCAUGCAGAGGCGAAGGCGCAUUAAUCUCCAGAAAUCUGGAGGGAUGUCAUCAGAUGUCCAACAUGGUGAGGUACCAUCCACAUCAAAGCUUUCUACAAGAACUCAAAAGAGGUCAACACAUAAGGCCCAAAAAAAGAUGCCUGCAGGGACAUCAGCUGGUCGUCUUGAAUGCUUUAUUAAGAUGACGACCGAAAGAGGCCAGAUUGAGAUGACUGCAAGCAACCUGAACCAGUCAAGUCCAGUGCUUGAUCCAAUCACAAGGAUUGGACAGAUGACGACCGAAAGAGGCCAGAUUGAGAUGACUGCAAGCAACCUGAACCAGUCAAGUCCAGUGCUUGAUCCACUCACAAGGAUUGGACAGUGUCCGAAACAUCGCCUAGUGUGCGCAACAAUAGGCUCCUUGGACAAGUGCGUUCAGUGUGUGGGACCUGUAUCCUCCUUCAAGUGGCUUCAAUGCGAAGAGGAAAUUGCAUUGAGUGACACUGAGACCAAGGACAGUGAAGGCGAGUCAGAUGACAGUGACACAGCCGUCACAGCAUCAGAGGCUGGAAAUGCUGGUUGUGCAUUAGCUUCUACACUCACAAAACAGGUCCAGGAAACUGCAGAUUUUGCAGGAACUGUGACGUCCACAGUAGAUGAGGCUUUUUGUCCGUCUGAAGGCAAAACUCAUCAAGAACACGAUUCCAGAAAAGUGAAAAAGAAGAUCUGGUCCAAGGCUGAGGUGGCUGCAGUAAUGCGGCACUUCAAAAGUCACAUAAUCAAAGGAAGACUAGCCACAAAAUAUGAAUGCAGUCACUGCAAGAUGGUCGAAGGCUCCGUGCUAGCACAACGAACAGUGCAAAAUAUAAGGGACUUUGUCAGAAACCGGGGAAUAACUGCAAAGAGGCAGACAGAGCAGCAAAAGCUGUAAAUCCACUGACUUGUGUUCAUUUGUUUUUGUUUGCAUUGUGGUUUGGCUGAUGCCUUAACGUUUUAAAAGGCCAUUUGUUUCUAAAAAUGUGUUAUUGCAAAAUGGAUACAUGUAAUACUUCAUCAGAAAAGCUAAUGGAAGUUCAUAAUGGACGUGUGUUUUGUUUGUAGCGUGUGUGGCUGCUAAUAAAAAAAAACUCCAGUUC
Molecule: messenger RNA, 2748 nt
Organism: Platichthys flesus (European flounder)
Lineage: Eukaryota; Metazoa; Chordata; Actinopteri; Pleuronectiformes; Pleuronectidae
Exons: 7
Coding region: 1635-2543 (302 amino acids)
Source: RefSeq, a predicted model, not a curated record